This is a messenger RNA of Syngnathoides biaculeatus (alligator pipefish), 706 nucleotides long. RefSeq names its product collectin sub-family member 11 (gene colec11). Lineage: Eukaryota; Metazoa; Chordata; Actinopteri; Syngnathiformes; Syngnathidae. The record is from RefSeq and is a predicted model, not a curated record. The transcript has 5 exons. Bases 31 to 693 code for a protein of 220 amino acids.
UUGACAUUACAUACGUCAAAAGGACAACGCAUGACAGAGGAGACCUGCACUGUUCAAAUCCUUGUCCCCGGCCUCAAAGGAGAACCAGGGGAGAAAGGACCAAAGGGAGCCCCAGGGAGACCAGGAAGAGUAGGGCCACCAGGGAAAAUUGGCAUAAAGGGGGACAUGGGGGAUCCAGGACCAAGAGGUCCAGAUGGAGAUCCAGGUGCCCCGUGUGAGUGCACACCAAUAAGAAAGAUGAUUGGCGAAAUGGACAUCGUUGUGGCCCAGCUAUUUUCUGAACUGAAGUUCAUCAAGAAUGCUGUCGCCGGCAUUAAAGAGACAGACAGUAAGGUGUACCUGCUGGUGAAGGAGGAGAAACGCUACACCGAUGCCGAGCGCCACUGCCAGGCGAGGGGUGGGCACCUGGCCAUGCCCAAGGAUGAGGCUGCCAACACGGCCUUGGCGGGCUACAUUGCGGCUGAGGGUCUAAGCAGAGUCUACAUCGGCGUUCACGACCUGGACGUGGAAGGAGUGUUCACGUACGUGGACCGCUCUCCUAUGUCCACCUUCAGCAAAUGGAGAAAAGGGGAGCCCAAUAAUGCUUACGACGAUGAGGACUGUGCUGAGAUGGUGGCCUCCGGAGAGUGGACCGAUGUUGCGUGCCAUCCAACAAUGUAUUUUGUGUGUGAAUUCGACAAGGAAGCUGUCUGAGUUGGUAUCGGAU